Messenger RNA from Tripterygium wilfordii, 1739 nucleotides. RefSeq lists its product as uncharacterized. Gene Ontology annotation, biological process: CAAX-box protein processing. The transcript is spliced from 4 exons. Gene Ontology annotation, cellular component: membrane. Gene Ontology annotation, molecular function: metalloendopeptidase activity. Bases 255 to 1313 code for a protein of 352 amino acids. The record is from RefSeq and is a predicted model, not a curated record. Lineage: Eukaryota; Viridiplantae; Streptophyta; Magnoliopsida; Celastrales; Celastraceae.
GCCAAGUAAAAGAAGAAAACCCUAGUCAAGAUUUUUUGGGAAUUAACAUUUGUUUUAAUUUUAAAUUUGAGAUUGUCACUGGGUCAUAAUUUCAUGGAUUAGGGUUCUCUACAAUUUCUCCCAAAUUGAUUUCAUUUUCUGUUCAUGGAUUAUUAGGGUUUUCUCUUUCUCUGCUCACAUGCGGUACAGUUAGAACUUUGAACAACCGGACCACCGUGAGUCGUUGACUCACUUGAAACGUCGCCGCCGCCGCCAUGUUGAGCUCUUCUUGCUCGCACUCAUUGGCCCAACGCCCAAUUCUUGCACCCUCCUCCAUAUCUAGAAAGCUCAAAGUUCGUAUUUCAAAUCGACGUGCAAGUUUUCCUUCUCCAAGCGGGACUCAUCCGAUCUUCGAUUCAAGUUGUAAAUCUUCAAAGAAAAGAUUAGAGAUUUCGUGCUUUAGGAAAGAGGAUUCCUCCUCAGAAGCCCAUGAGUCUGAUAACAUUGAGCGCUUUCCACACGAGGAAUUGGUCAAACAUGAACUUGAUAAGUCCAGCAAAGUUAAAGUAAAUUGGAAAUUAAGUCUCCGAGAGGCCAAGGAUGCUGUAUUUAGGGCAAUUGGGAGCCGGUGGACGGUACCUUGGAAGGCAGAGACCAUUCUGCAGGUUAUGCUUCUCUGGAUGGCCUCAUUCUGGUUCAUAGGAUCUUGGGUGAUACCAUUUGCUGCCCAUGUCGCUGGUUUUAACAAAGAAUCUUUGACACUCAGGGGUCAAGCUUUUUUUAGCCUAGUCACGGAUAUAACUGAAGGCCUUGCUGGCAUUGCAAUCAUUCAUCGCUGUCUGACUCACUUUCGCCCCCUUCCAUCUGAUUGGUUUAGGUUUAGCCUGCGAGGAAACUGGAUACUUGAUGUUGCCAUUGGAUGCCUCAUGUUUCCUUUCGUCAAUCGGCUCUCACAAUUUAACCUUAACCUAUUGCCUCGUUUGCCCUCUGCUCCUAUUACCCAAUCAAGUGUUGAGCAGUCAAUUAUGGCUCGAGAUCCAGUGGCAAUGGCUCUGUAUGCAAUAGUAGUUUCAGUUUGUGCUCCUGUAUGGGAGGAGAUCGUCUUUCGGGGUUUCCUUCUCCCAUCGUUGACCAAGUACAUGCCUGUGUGGUGUGCCAUACUUAUGAGUUCUAUUGCUUUUGCUCUUGCUCAUUUCAAUGUACAAAGAAUGCUACCGCUCAUCUUCCUUGGGGUGGUGAUGGGUGUAAUUUUUGCACGGUCACGGAAUUUAUUGCCAUCUAUGCUUUUGCAUAGCCUUUGGAAUGGCUUUGUAUUUUUCGAUCUAAUGAAAUAGUUGUUUAGCUUUGUACUUCGUGUAGAUCAGUGAACUAGGGGAUACCUGUCACGUGCAAUUGAUGAAAUAACCAAGGUUACUGCAAGGGCGUCUGCUAGAAGAGAUACAGCAAACCGAAGGAUCUUUGUGGGUUAUGCUUCUUUCAUCGACUUUUGAACAGAAUCAACAAAUGUUCUUCUUCAUACUGUAUUUUUACUGUAGUGACUGAUCAUCUUCAAGCUGCAGCAAAGAUUCACACAGGAGUAAAAGAAGUAAUUAUCGACAUUUUAACUAGUCAUUGUUAGUCAACAAAUGUAAUCUGUGAUAGAAAAAUCAUGUUGCUCAUAUGCGUUGGGAUUAGAUUUUGGAAUAAAAUCUGUUGUAUCUGUUAUUUUUGUGCUUCUGAAUGUUGAUCACUCUAUUGAAAUGUAAAGGGUUAUUGUUAUC